CCAGGCAGCACAGCGCCGGCGCAUGUGUAACACCCCUCAUUUCCGAAUGUUCGUAUGAACUGUUGGUGAUAAUGUAAGCAUCUAUUUUAAUUGACAAAAGAAAUAGAGUAUGAAUUAGAGGUAACCUAUUUGUAAGAUUUGGGAGAUCUGUUCAAAAAAAAAAAAAAAGGAAGAAAGAAUCUGAGGACCUAUAUGUAAACCCUAAGGACCUAAUCGUGAAUAUGAUAAAAACAAGGACUAAACUGCAAAAUGCACCAAAUGACAAAUUCCACCGCUUAAGCCUCUCUGCCUUCGUUGUUAAGGAAGCAGAGGAGGCAGCUCGUGGGUGAUCAGGGAAAGAAAAGAAGAAGAAGAAGAAGAAGAAGAAGAAGGAGAAGAGAAAGAAAAUUUGGGGCUUUUAGGGUUUUUGCUUUAAUCUUGUUACUUCGGGUCAAAAUUUGCAAAGGCAACAAGGAUGACGAGAUCAUCUGGUUCUCCUGUUGCAUCUACUACUGAUCAAUUGAGUGGUAUUAUGCGGACUUUGGAGACUAUGGCACAAGUGAUGCAACAACAACAACAACCUGUCCAACAAGGAAGUAAUGAUGGAAUAGAGACAUCAAACCGGACGGGGUUGGGAAUUGGACAGUUUAAGAAGCUUAGUCCUCCCAGUUUCAGUGGUGAAUCUGAUCCAAUGGUGGCGGAACGAUGGAUGAUGCAGAUAGAGAAAAUAUUUGAUGCCUUAAGUUACUCUGAUGAACGAAAGGUUUUUCUUGCCACCUUUAUGCUGGAAGGAGAAGCUGAACACUGGUGGAGAAUGAUUAAGAGGAUGUCUGAAAUCAAACAUGAGCCUAUGACAUGGAAGUUAUUCCAAGAAAAGUUUUACGACAAAUAUUUUCCAGAUUGCAUGAGAGAGCAAAAAGAAUUGGAGUUCUUGAAUCUUAUCCAGGGAAGUAUGACGGUUACAAAGUAUGAAUCUAAAUUUACUGAGCUCUCCAGGUUUGCCACACAUAUGACUGAUGAUGAAUCUAGAAAGGCAAGAAGGUUUGAAAGGGGAUUACGGCCGGCAAUAAGAAGCCGAAUGUCAGCCUUAAAAUUACAAACAUAUGCUGAUACGGUAGAAAGAGCUUUGAAAAUUGAAAGAGACAUGGAGGAAAUUCAAGAAAUCAUUGGCAAGAACCAAAGGGACAAAUUUACUAGCAAAAGCAGGAGGGAAAAUGAAUAUGAAGAUAGUAACAAGAGGUUUAAGACAUCUGGAUUUGAGAAAAGGAAACCAUGGGGGAGGACUCAGUUAUGUGCAAAAUACGGAUUAAAUCAUGAGACAGGCCGGUGUUUUCGGGUGACUGGAGCAUGUUUUGGUUGUGGAAAGCUAGAUCAUCAAUUAAGAGAUUGCCCGCUGAACAGGAAAAAGAAGCCACUGUCUCCUAGACCCUCAGCACAUGCUAGAGUAUAG
Molecule: messenger RNA, 1429 nt
Organism: Musa acuminata AAA Group (dessert banana)
Lineage: Eukaryota; Viridiplantae; Streptophyta; Magnoliopsida; Zingiberales; Musaceae
Exons: 3
Coding region: 455-1429 (324 amino acids)
Molecular function (GO): zinc ion binding; nucleic acid binding
Source: RefSeq, a predicted model, not a curated record